Molecule: messenger RNA, 366 nt
Organism: Helobdella robusta
Lineage: Eukaryota; Metazoa; Annelida; Clitellata; Rhynchobdellida; Glossiphoniidae
Exons: 1
Coding region: 1-366 (121 amino acids)
Source: RefSeq, a predicted model, not a curated record
AUGUGCAAGGACCAUAAGGAUCUAAUUAUGCACCAACGUUCGUGCAAAAUGUACAAAUCGCUUCGACUACCACAAAACUCAACGGAUAACAACAUGGAUAGCACACUAGCAUCGACAAAAGAAUUAACUUCAACCCCAAACCACGACCCAUCUUCGUCAUCGUCGUCAGCGCAAACGGUUGUAGCAACGAAAUCAGCUAUCCCUGGCGUCAAAUUACCGAGAACGCCAGCCAAAUGGCCCGAAGCCAACGCCUUCUUCCAGCUACAACGCAAGCUUCUACCAAGUCUCAACAACAUCGACGAAUUCACAAUCACAUUUCAUAAAAUGAUAUACGACUAUUUUGUUCAAAAUUAUGGCUCAUACUGA